GGUAGCUGCUGUGUGCAAAUGGAAGGUGAAGCAGAUGGACAUCGUAACCACUUUUCUGAAGAACGGGAAGUGGUCACACCUUUGCCUUCCGAGUUCAAACUCAUAAAGGCAGCUGAAGGAGAAGGAGUUGAGUGUGAAGACCAGAGGCAAUUCCAAUCCAUGGACGGGAGCCUAAUCUACGCUGUUGUGCAUACUCGGCCUGACACCAGCUUUGCUGUGGGACAACUGGCUCGAGUAGUGCAAAAUCCAACAGAAGAGCAGUGUGGUGCAGCGGAGAGAGUGGUGCGCUACCUCAAGUCAUAACCUACAGUGGGAGUACAGAGGUGAAGCUUGGGACACUGGAUCCGAUCUACGUGAAAACUCAGCAACAGCCAGCCGACUUCCUUACCAAGCGGCUAGCUGAAGAGCCACACUGGCGAUGUGCGAGGAUGGCGGGAAUGUCCUUGAACUAGAGACGGCGAAACAAGCCGACAGUGAAGUGGCAUUGGGUGAGGAGCAUGGUAACCGCGGGUGAAGUGGAGUUGCACUACGUGAAGACGACGGCGCAGCCUGCUGAUAUGAUGACCAAGAGGCUGGUUGAGCAGCAGCAUUGGAAGUGUUGCAAGCUUGCAGGGAUGGCUCUGAACUAAGGGGAGCAGAUUCUAAGGCCAACAAUCCGA
Closterium sp. NIES-67 is the source of this 659-nucleotide messenger RNA. The record is from the annotation of a GenBank genome assembly. NCBI's taxonomy places the organism in Eukaryota, Viridiplantae, Streptophyta, Zygnematophyceae, Desmidiales, Closteriaceae.